This is a messenger RNA of Bacidia gigantensis, 909 nucleotides long. RefSeq lists its product as uncharacterized. Bases 1 to 909 code for a protein of 302 amino acids. The transcript is spliced from 4 exons. The record is from RefSeq and is a predicted model, not a curated record. NCBI's taxonomy places the organism in Eukaryota, Fungi, Ascomycota, Lecanoromycetes, Lecanorales, Ramalinaceae. Gene Ontology annotation, molecular function: oxidoreductase activity, acting on the CH-OH group of donors, NAD or NADP as acceptor.
AUGAAGUCUUUCACGGCCAAGUCGAUUGUCGCUCGUACGAGGACCUUCUCACAGACCACUCUCAACGCGAACAAGUCAGGAUUACGAAGCUCGCAGCCUUUCAACGCAAACCUCGCCGAGCAUUUGACGCCCACAAUAAAGACCUUUUUACUUCAAGGAAAAGUUGCUUUGAUCACUGGAGGAGCUCGAGGUCUUGGAUGGAAUAUGGCUCAGGCACUUGCUGAAGCCGGCACGAAAGAGAUCGCGCUCGUAGAUCUCAAGCAAGAACUCGGACAAGCAUCUGCCGCAGAACUACAGGAUAGCACCGGUAUACCAGUACGAUUCUACGCCGCCGAUGUUACCGACGCAGAUGCCAUCAAGGAAACCGUCAGCCAGAUAUCAAAAGACUCCGGCUCUAUAGAUAUCGUGGUCAAUUCAGCAGGCAUUGUCGACUCAAAUAUCAAAGCCGAGACCUAUCCUCCGUCCGCAUUCCGCCGUCUCCUCGACAUCAAUCUCACUGGCAGCUUCAUCGUUUCCCAGGCCUGUGGCCAGCAAAUGAUAGCCUCUGGCAAUGGUGGCAGUAUUAUCUUCCUCUCCAGUAUAGCUGGCUCACGUGUCCUGCAUCCUCAGCAACAAUGCGCCUACAAUGCGUCUAAAGCCGCCGUAACACAGCUCGCAAAAUCACUCGCGGGCGAGUGGGCGCCGCAUGGGAUCAGGGUCAAUACCAUUGCGCCUGGGUACAUGGAUACGCAGUUGAAUGAAGAUCCGUUACUGCAGGCGCAGAGGACGCAUUGGGAGCAGGCGACGCCAAUGGGGAGGAUUGGAACCCCAGAUGAGUUGAAUGGAUUGGCGGUUUUCUUUUCUAGUGAUGCGAGUAGAUUUGUUACUGGGGCUCACGUUUAUGCUGAUGGUGGAUAUGCGGUCUACUAA